Molecule: messenger RNA, 5250 nt
Organism: Pungitius pungitius (ninespine stickleback)
Lineage: Eukaryota; Metazoa; Chordata; Actinopteri; Perciformes; Gasterosteidae
Product: LIM domain only protein 7-like
Exons: 30
Coding region: 246-4589 (1447 amino acids)
Biological process (GO): regulation of signaling; regulation of cell adhesion
Molecular function (GO): protein binding
Source: RefSeq, a predicted model, not a curated record
CUCAAGCCUUCACGCUGGCUUAAGCUUAGCUCAGAAGUGAAUCCCUCCCGUCUGGGUGGAAAGCGAGCCCGCAGUCGGAGCGUGAGGUGUGGAACCAAACGCGCCCCAGGUGUGCCGGGCGGGAGCAGCAGCGCGUGCGUACGUGCGUGCGUGCGUGCGUGGAGACCUGCUGCUUUAGGACCGGCCCACGUUUGGAUGUCUCCGGUCUUUAUAUGCGGGUACCGCGCGGAUACUGACGUGCUGUGAUGGAGUGGCGCGAGCAGUCCGCCGUCAGCUGCGACGAAGCCUACGAGGAGGCGCAGAGAUGGAUUGAGGCAGUAACCAAGAAAAGAUUCUGGAGCGACGACUUCCGAUCGGCGCUGGAGAACGGCGUUCUGCUGUGUGAUCUGAUCAACAAGAUCAAGCCUGGUCUUAUCAGGAGGGUUAACCGGCUGCCCACACCUAUCGCUGGCCUGGACAACCUCAACGUCUUCCUCAAAGCCUGCCGGAAGCUCGGACUAAAGGAGGCGCAGCUCUUUCACCCCGGAGAUCUCCAGGACUUAUCCACGAGAGUCACAGUCAAGCAUCAAGAGACCGACAGGAGGCUGAAAAAUGUGCUGAUCACCAUUUACUGGCUUGGCAGAAGAUCUCAGUGUGACGGUUUCUAUGACGGGUCCUACCUGAAUUUGAAGGCGUUUGAAGGCUUACUGGGCACUGCACUAUACAAGGCUCUGCAGGAAUCGUCCGGUCCAAAAAGCGGCAGCGUCAGAGACAGCGGUUUUGGAGACAGCUGGUGCGCAGAGCGAGAGGAGCCCUACCAGCUGAGAGAGGGAGGAGAGGGAGGAGGGGGAGGAGGACACCGGAGAGACGACUCCCGGGACAGCUUGGACUCUUUGGGCUCCCGAUCCCAGAGCAUCUCCUCUGACAUCACUGUCAAAGGCAGCAGCGAGGGUUGUUUCAGCGACGCCGAGGCCGACUCCUUCUUCAGCAUGGCCGACAACAAGAGCGGCCUCAGUUACCGCCGGUCGGUAACCCUCACGCCAAAGGCCAGCGCCCAGUUUAACCAGUUCCUGCCCACCAAAGACAAAGCCUCUGCCUACGUGCCCGCUCCGCUGAGGAAGAAGCGGGCGGAGCGCAACGAGGACAACCGCCGCAGCUGGGCCAACCCCACCUACACAGAGGAGGGCGCCACACUCACCAGACAGCCGCAAGCGCAGGAGAGUUUCGACGGGAGUAAAUCAACGAGCGAUAUCGAUGUGGACUCCAGCAUCGCCCGGCAGACCCGCUACGAGGAGCUGCAGAAGUACCGCGAGCAGAUAAAGGAAACUGAGGAUAAGUGGCAGGAUGACCUGAGCAAAUGGAAGAACCGGCGCAGGAGUGUCAACUCUGAUAUAGUGAAGAAGAAAGAGGAGAGGGAGAAGAUAGAGGAGAGCACGACUGGCAGCAGAAGGUCCAAGACCUUAAAGGAGAUGCAAGACGAGAGGGAAAAUAAAGGAAACAACAGCGUUGGCGGUCGCAUUGGAUCUCUGUCUUUCCUGGAUGACGAGGACGUAUUUGAGAAGCCCGUGGCCUCUCCUCGUACCCGGGCCCUCCCCCCCAGGAGUUACACCAUUGACACUCCCGACUUUACUUCUGAACCCCCCGAGCCUCCUCUGAAAGAGGACGGGCCUCGAGCCGCCUCCCCGGCUGCCGGCAGGGCCGCUGCUGCCCCCCCCACCGCACAGCGAGGCGACGCUCUGGACGCCAUCACUCCCAUCACCACCACCCCCCCCAUCACUCCCAUCACUCCCAGCAGCCCCGGCUUUUCCCGCAGGGCCCGGCCUCUGGCGGCGGCAGCAAAUUCUCAUCGCGGCGCCUCAGAACGCAGCGGCCCGGUCGGGGCGGUCGGUCCAGUUGAGGCGGUCGGCCCAGUCGAGGCAGCGCCGUCUUCAAGCUCCCUGAAAAAGUUGCCCGAGCCGAGGCUCCCAUUGUCGGCCCCACAGACCGAGGCGGGGGCCCCCUCCUCUGGUCCUCCGUACCAACAACAAGCACAGCCCAGCUCAAUGGAACCCAAGCCUCCCGGGGUGUCUCGGGUUUCCGCCUCCCUCCCCAGGAGCUACCAGAGAGCAGAGAGCGCUCGCCUGACCUCUGUGGUCACGCCACGCCCCUUCGGGACCCAGUCGUCGCGCCUCAGCGCUAUUCCACGUGUCUUUACAGUGGAUGACCCACAGAAGCGUGUCAACGGCGACGCAGCUUUCAACAAGAUAUCGGCGCCGAGCCGCUAUCACCAGUACAUGACCUCGGAGGAGGAGCACCAGUCUCAGUCCAGCUCGGCCCACAGCACCGAGGAAGAGGAGGAGGAGGAGGAGGAGGAGGUGGAGGAGGAAGAGGACAAAACGGAGAGCCUCCUCCCUACGCAGAGCGUCUCCCCCGUCCCUCCUCAUGUGCAGGCUGAAGCCCCGGCCACGGAGAGCAGCCAGGAGAACUUCUGUGAAAAGCGGAUCAGCUUGAACCAGAAGCCCAACAGCAGCAGGGACUUUGGCUUCCAGGCGGCCUGGGACUCUACAGGAGCUCGCGUCUCGUCCAUCCAGCCAGGAAGCCCGGCAGAAAUGUGCCAGCUUCAGGUCGGGGACGAGGUGCUGACGGUGAACGGGCACCAGGUGGCACAAAUGAGCUACAGGGACUGGAAGUCCUGCAUGGAGGAGGCCCUGCAGGAGGGCAGUCUGAUUAUGGAUAUACGCCAUUACGGCAGGAACAACUGGGACAGAGAUCAACCUCCCAUGCCGUUUAAAAGCCAUAAGACCAUCAAUCUGACCAGUAUGGAUCAUCCGAUGCUUCUAGGUUCCCCCGACGCCAACCCCCCCAGCUCCAGCCUGGAUUUCACCUCACGCGCCUCCGUGGAAAAGCUGCCUCCCACAGAGGCCCCCGCCCCCCCAGCCCUCGACAUAGCUGCAAAUGGAGUAAAUGGAGGUUUGCGUGAGCCGGCGGUGACCAUGAGGAACAAAGACUCAGAACCCUUAUCUUUGAAAAACUUAAAACGGAGGUCAGAGUUUUUUGAAAAAGGAGGAUCAGAGUCUGCAAUGCCAGAUAUCCCUGUUCCUCCGAUCACAUCAUCCUCCGGCCGCUGGACCUUCGACCCAGAAGAGGAGCGCAAAAGACAAGAGAAAUGGCAGAAGGAACAGGAGCGCCUUCUGCAGGAGAAAUAUAAACGCGACCAGGAGAAGUUACAGGGCGAGUGGCUCAAGGAUCAGGAGGAGGCUGCUCGGAGUGUGGACCAACUACAGCCGGAGCGCUUGGAGGUGAGCGGGCGAGGCGUCAGCACUCCAUCGCCCCUCUCUCCCGUCGGCCAGCCCACCACUCCUGCGUGGGAGGAGCAGGAGAGAAAGCGGAAGGAGGAGCAGGAGAGAAAACGGAAGGAGGAGCAGGAGAGAAAGCAAAAGGAGGAGCAGGAGCGCCAAAGGCAGGCGGAGGAGAGGAGGAAGAGGGACGAGGAGGAGCUCCAGCUGCGGCGGCUGCAGGAGGAGAGGGAGAGGAAGGACAGGGAGGAAGAGGAGAGGAAGAGGAGGGAGGCGGAGGAGGAGGAGCUGAGGUGGCAGAGGAGGAGGGAGGAGGAGAGGAAACGGCAUGAAGCUUUGGAGCAGCAGCGCAGGGAGCGUGAAAGAGCCGCGGUAGAGGAGCAGCAGCAGCAGCAGUGGACGAGAUCUAAAUCAUCCCCUCAGCUUGAUGAAGAGGAAAACCCUGAGAGAAAAGCUGUGUAUGUGAGGCCGGGGGGGAUGGUUCACCAGCUGCUGGAGGAGCAGGCGAGGAGCGCCAGCAACAAAGAGGCCCGGAGUCAGCGGGCGGCGUCCGAGCUGGAGAUGGAGAGGAGGAGCAUCCUCAACGCCAUGAGAUACAGAGAGCCAGAGAGAGCGGCGGGCGGCGGGCUGGGCGAGAGGAGGGGUCAGCAGUCGGCCUCGCAGGCGGAGCUGGAGCGCCAGCAGAUCCUGAACGAGAUGAAGAAGAAGACCCCGCUGCUGAUGGACAAAAGCUGGAUCCGCCAGCGCUCCGCCGCCGCCAGCGACUCCAACGCGGCGCCCAUGCGCAGAGGUGAGUCGCUCGACAACUUGGACGCCUCCUACAACCCGUGGCGCUCGUCGUGGACGCCCAGCAGCCACGCUCGGCCCAACUCGGCGCUCUCCGGCAGCAUUUCCUUCUACGGCGGGGGGGUUUCGGGGGCCCAGCGGCCUGGCUCCUCCACCCUGCCAUCCUCCUACUCCACGGGCUCCCUGCGGUCCGGGGCGGGAACCCCCUCCGCCCCUUGGUCCCGGCAGUCAGUGUCCCCUUCCCCGUCCUCUCUGUCGCCCACCAUCUCCCCAGAGCCCACGUCGGGGGGAGGCCCCCCCCAGCAGCAGAGCAGGUCAGUGAGUGGCAGGAAAAUCUGUACGUUCUGUGACACCCCGCUGGGAAAGGGAGCGGCCAUGAUCAUCGAGUCCCUCGGGCUCUGUUAUCAUUUGGGCUGCUUUAAGUGCAUCGACUGCAAGUGUGACCUCGGCGGGUCGGCAGCCGGCGCCGAGGUCCGAAUACGGAAUAAGCAGCUCUACUGUAACACCUGCUACGUGCGAUUCAAAGCUGGCCAGCCAACCACUAUGUGACGUGACUGUGCUCCAGCAGAUAGACGAAGAGACGACGUGUGACAACAACCCCUGAGCGUCAGCGCGCUCACACCUUCUUCAUUGUUCAUUUUGUGGCUGCAGGAAUCUUGCUGAUGAAAAUGAUCUUCCGUUUAGUUUUUUAUUUUCCGUGUGUGAUCGAGAGGGUUAGCUUGCAAAGAAGUUAUCGGCUUCAACGUGUUUAUAUCUAAAUAAGUAUUAACGUUGUACAAAAUGUUUGGGUUCUGCAUGCAUCCGCAGGUUUUUAAAUGUUUUAGCCACAGAAAUUAGUCAAAUGGUGAAAUUGUUGAUAAGAUUAUUGAGGCAGAUCUUUGUAAUGACGUCCACCGAGACGGAUUUUUCAAAAUCUGGAGAGAUAUUUUGCUCUUGCUUCUUCUUUUCCGCCGAGUCUUGUGGUAAUAACAGGUCUGUCGACCAAUGUAUUCUCAUCGCGUCUAUGUGCCUUUUCAUUGGUGGGAUUAGCAAUUAAGAUUAUUAGGAGCCUUUCAGCAUAUCUAAAGGUGUCUGCUUGAAUAGCACUUGUCUGGUGUUUUCACUGAUGGAUGGAGGAAUUGUACACACAAGUUUCCAUGUGAACAAUAUAUCGCACUAAAUGGCAUUGAGGCAAACGGUAACAUUUGUAAAUAAAAUGACUAAACGCUCA